GAAUACAAAAAUCUUAAAAUAAAAAAGAAAUGGAACUGAUUGUUCAAAUUGCUAUUGAUGCUUUUGUAUUAUGUAAUAAUUUUUGAUUGAAUUGUUAUUAUCAACUUUAAUCAUGUUGAGCAAUAUUGGAGGUAAAUACAAAUUGUCCAGAAGGGGGAAAAAGCUUAUAAUGGCAGACGAUGCAAGAACGUUAAUGGCUCUUCCAAAAGAUGUCCCCGAGCGAAUUUGGGCUGAAAUUCUUCAAAAAGAAGAAGACGACUUGAUGAUCCUCGACAUACGAGAAGAGAUAUUAGACGAUGCUUUAGCAAUUUGCUUUGUCAAGUACAUGCAGCGUCAGAAUGCGCUCUUUACGGCCCACUGCGCGGCGCAAGCAUGGCUUAAGCUAAUUGACUGGCACUUCUACCGUCACGAUCCUGGUGAAGAUCCGAGCGCGUACCCGCCUUGUUACAUUCCCAAAAGAAGAGAGUCAUGGAUUCCGGAUGAGUUACCUGACCCCUCGCCGAAGGAUAGCUGGUGCCGUCAGGAUCUGAUUAUUCAGGAGGAGUGGCAGGAAGAAGGGUUGAAGAAAUGGCCGAGCAGCUCUUCCAUCGACAUGCCACCGGUUGAAGAUAUAUCGGCUGAAUAUUGGUUUCCUGGUAAAGUCAACCUGCCAAUUGAACCUGAGUCUGAUCAGUACACAAAAGCGAUGAGCAACGGCUCCAGCAGUGUAAUGAGCGAGCCCGACAUCUGUGCCGAGAGUGAGGUCUUGCAGAAGGUCACAGACUACAGCACUGAGGACCUCUCUUUGAAGGAGUCCAUGUACAGUGCUUUGAAGACCACAACUCCCGUGGAAGGUUCCCUUCACGGCGCUGGUGAUUCUGUCGUGGAUCGACUUAGACCCAAAAGAAAAGCUACGGAUAAGAGCAAGGUUUUUAGCAGACCGAGUAUAAUGAGCCGAUCGAAGAACGCCCUUCCGCCAUUGAACGGUGACUCUCGCUCCCGCAUCAGCAUCAUAUCAGACUGUCGUUUGAGGAACCUCAGAUUGGACGCCCAGUAUGAGAUAACGUCGGAGAAGAUAGACACUCCGCCUGGAGAUAUCGUUAAACGGAAGUAGAAGUGAGAAUAUAUUGAAAUUAUCAAUUAAAAUCAGAAGAAAUUAAUAAUACAGAUAUUUUAUUAUACUGCGUUAAAAUUAAAUAUA
Molecule: messenger RNA, 1180 nt
Organism: Pieris brassicae (large cabbage white)
Lineage: Eukaryota; Metazoa; Arthropoda; Insecta; Lepidoptera; Pieridae
Exons: 8
Coding region: 113-1093 (326 amino acids)
Source: RefSeq, a predicted model, not a curated record